Pelobates cultripes (western spadefoot toad) is the source of this 672-nucleotide messenger RNA. NCBI's taxonomy places the organism in Eukaryota, Metazoa, Chordata, Amphibia, Anura, Pelobatidae. The record is from the annotation of a GenBank genome assembly.
AUGGCGGCGGCGACAAGCACAUCAGGCGAAACAACAGACUGCCACACGGAAAUGCCGGACUACUCAGCCAGGCUUAACACUAUUUUUGCAGCCUUCUGGGCAAAGGUGGAGAACCGGGCACGGCAGCGCAAACCGAGCGCCCACAUGAAACCCAAGCUACUUACUCCUCGGCUACACAGUGCCCCAAGACAGCGCCGCGGAAUAAAAUGUCCCCCACCAACGAGCAAACGCACAAGAGGAAAAUCAGCACCGGAGCUGGGCCACAGAGUCCUGCGAGCCCUCCACACACCCAGUGUACAACCUCACUUUUCUUCCGAGCUGGGAGCUCACCAGGAGGUAGCUCUCCGCCACCACCCAUACACCCAGGGAAAUAGCUGGGACCCGGUGGAACCCUGGGCCCACGACCCUGAUGAUGGGGUCAUUGGAAAUGUGGUACGGGCCCCCGUCAAAGCCUCGGGCCGAAGACAAGUGGCACUCAAGCGACCUGGAAUCAGAAGGUGCAGGAGGAGAAUCGCAGCAUGGAGGGCCAAGCGACCAGCUGGUCAAAGCAGGCAUACAGGGGAAGCUAGGCAGCCCCCCAACCAAGUGCGAGGUCAGGAAGGUCUCCACCCUCAUCCUGAUGGACUGGCUCUCGUAUUUUACAACACCAUUCCACCCUGUGGAGUGGGCUGA